This is a messenger RNA of Anolis sagrei ordinatus, 1116 nucleotides long. RefSeq names its product enkurin, TRPC channel interacting protein (gene ENKUR). Lineage: Eukaryota; Metazoa; Chordata; Lepidosauria; Squamata; Anolidae. The record is from RefSeq and is a predicted model, not a curated record. Gene Ontology annotation, cellular component: acrosomal vesicle. Gene Ontology annotation, molecular function: calmodulin binding.
GGGAAAGGGAAAGAGAGGAGGAGGCAAAAUAGAGAGAAACCCCGCGUGGGUGGGUUCAGACGUUACGCGUGUCGACUGUGAAGCAAUCACAGCUUGUCAGCACAAAGAUGGCGGCACUGUGCGUGGAUGAAAGCAUUUACAAUCUUCUGCCUAAGAUUGUGAAUAAGCCCGUGAAGGCACCUAGAUAUAUAUCAACAUUUAAACCACAUGUGAAACGUACAAUAGAAGAAAGUAAAGCAGCAUGGAAAACCAUUGGACCAGCAAGAGUCCAGGUGCCCUCUCCCAAAGACUUCCUUAAGAAACAUUCAAAGGAACCAAAGUUACCAAAAAGGAAAAAACUUAGUCUGAAAGCAAUUGAAGCAACUGUGCCCAAAGCAACAGACCAACCAAUUAUGGGAGUUCAGUGUACCAAGAACUUUAUAAGUAGCAAUGCAGCUAAUGUGAUCAUGGGAGUGGCUAAGAAACCUCGACAAAUCUGUGUGGACAGACGGCAAGGAGACAAAUUUGCCCUUGAAACAUCAGGACUUCUUCCCAAAUUUCUCAAGAAAAAGGAUUAUGGUGUUACUCCAAAGUAUGUUACUAAGCGAACUGAAGAAGCAAGAAGGGCUCAAGAAGAGUAUGAUGCCUAUGUCAAGGAAACCCUCAGGCAAAGAGCCAUGAAAAGGCUUUCUGAUGAAGAGAGAGAAAGUCUUCUGCAGGGUCUCAAAAGGAACUGGGAAGAAGUGCAUCAAGCGUUCCAAAGCCUUUCAGUGGAGAUCGACACAUUACCAAAGAAGCUCCACAAGGAGCGAUUGGAGACAGAAAUGAAACAGUUGGAACAUGAUAUUCAGACAAUUGAAAAACACAAAGUGAUUUAUAUUGCAAACAAAUGAGGACAUCAUUAGAAAAAAUAGUGAGAUAUGGACGCUUACUUUCAGUAUGGAAAGAGAAGAUACUUAUAUAUUCAAAUGUAGAAAAUAUUUAAAUUUUACCAAAUCUCUUAGAGUACUAUCAAAUUUUACACUGCGGUUGUUUUAAAAUAUGUAUUAUUUAUUUUUUCAAAUAAAUAGUUUAUUUUUCCCAGGUUGUUCUAAUUGCUAUAUAUUAUGUAGCAGUCUAAAGUUUCUGUUACUUUUU